Trematosphaeria pertusa is the source of this 1611-nucleotide messenger RNA. RefSeq lists its product as uncharacterized. NCBI's taxonomy places the organism in Eukaryota, Fungi, Ascomycota, Dothideomycetes, Pleosporales, Trematosphaeriaceae. The record is from RefSeq and is a predicted model, not a curated record. The transcript has a single exon. Gene Ontology annotation, molecular function: zinc ion binding. The annotation marks the transcript as partial.
AUGGCGUCGCUCCCGCCGCAACGGCCAGCCUCCCAGCGGAGGGCAUCUCCGCCCGCCGAAUCAUCCUCCUCGCAGCAGAACCAGCCAGCUCGCCAGAGCAGCUUCUCCGCCUCCGCGGAUUCCCAAACCCUCCUCCUAAACUCUCCGCCCUCACAAUCAGCACAGCCCGCCGAAUCAGCGCAGCGCGACGCAUCAUCAUCUUCAACGCCGAAGGAGGCUCCGCAACCAGAGAAGGAACCCCGCAAGUGCUGGAUAUGCUUCAACGAUGAAACCGAGGACGAUGAAAAUACCUCAGAAUGGCGGUCGCCAUGUCCCUGCGUACUAGUAGCGCACGAGAAAUGCCUCCUAGACUGGAUAGCUGAUAUGGAGGCACCUAGUUCACGGCGGCGCGUUGGUGGGAAGUCGGGAAAGAUACUGUGUCCACAGUGCAAGUCUGAGAUACGGCUUGAGCGGCCGCGUAGCUUGGUCGUGGAUACGGUGCGCAUGAUGGAGCGGCUGACGGGCAUGAUGUUGCUCCCAGGCUUCAUCUUUGUGACAGCGACAGCGGCGUAUACGACGCUGACGCUGGCGGGCACGCAUACGGUGUAUGAGAUCUUUGGGACGGAGGACGCGCUGCAGAUUCUGGGGCCGCUGUACCAGCCGCCAAACCCGCGGGACACCUCGGUUGCGAUACGGCUAUACAACCACCUGCGAAACCACUGGAGGUUAGAUGUCGGUCUGCCGCUGAUCCCCACAGUUCUCGUUGCCAGCCGGACAUCCCUCGCAGACUCCUUCCUCCCCUUCCUCCCGCUCAUAUUUUUCGUCAGCGGAGGCACGCCGCAGGAUGAGAUGCUGCAGUUCUCGUGGCCACCGAGCGCAGCCUUCACGGUCGCCACGCUGCCCUACGUUCGCGGCAUCUACAACGCAUACUACGAGCGCGUCUGGCUACCGCGUGAGCAGCGAUGGCUGAAGGAGAUCCAGCCUCGGUCUGGCGCAGACGACAAUGCCGACGCCCAAGACGCCCACGCCCAAGCCGAUAACAUCCUCGACGCGCUCGCAGACGAAGACGAGGACGAUAACGACGUCGUAGAAAUCGAAGUCGACUUCGACAUUUUCGCAGACUGGAAUAACGGCGGAGCAGCGGAUAAUAACGACGCGGCUGAGAAUCCGCCAGUACCUAUUGCGCGCGGCCCAGCGCCCCCUCUAGACGCACCGCCGAUGGAUGACGAAGCGCCUCCGCUCAUCGACAUGAACGACGAGAAUCAGGAAGCCGCGCCCGCACCGAACGUCCCUCAACAACCCGCCCACCCCCGCCGCCAACGCAUCCGCCGCGAGCGCAACAUCGGCUUCAGCACCACGGGCCUCGCCGACACCAUCCUCGGGGCCCUCAUCUUCCCCUCCAUAGCCGCAGCCGUAGGCGAAGCGCUCAAGCACGCGCUCCCGAAAUCAUGGGUAACGCCGCCUGCAUCAGGGAAACCCACCGGUUUUCUGCAAGCCAAAUGGGGAAGGAGUAUCGUCGGAGGUUGUCUUUUCGUCGGUAUGAAGGAUGCGGUGCUACUCUACGUGCGGUGGAAAAUGGCUCAGAACCAUCGUAUGAGGAGGGUGCUGGAUUAUGAUCGGAGCAAGGACAAG